Messenger RNA from Cryptotermes secundus, 7800 nucleotides. RefSeq names its product cysteine-rich motor neuron 1 protein. Gene Ontology annotation, molecular function: serine-type endopeptidase inhibitor activity; protein binding. The record is from RefSeq and is a predicted model, not a curated record. The transcript is spliced from 13 exons. The coding region runs from base 598 to 3579 and encodes 993 amino acids. Gene Ontology annotation, cellular component: extracellular region. Lineage: Eukaryota; Metazoa; Arthropoda; Insecta; Blattodea; Kalotermitidae.
UCGGCGCGGUGCCAGCGUACGCUGAAAGUAAUGGUAGGCGUUGUGUUGUCUAAUACAGUCUGUACACGCUGCGUAGUGAAUAUUGUUUGAAUCAGAUUUGCGUUAACUUCAUGAGAUUAAGAAGCUUGACUGUACUUCCUGUUGGUUUGUGCGCCAAUUUUUCCGUUGACGUGUUUCUGAAGGUGCGAUAAUUCCAGACCAAUGUGAUGUGAAAUAUCAGAGUGAGACCACAGAACAUUACUCAUAAUAAGUUAUGCGAAAUGUCUUCAACAUAAAUAUAAAGAACAGUUAAUUAAGUGCUGGUAUUUAUCGUUCUACUCCACCAAGCCAGUACACUUGAUAACUGGCACCAUCGGCUCUGCUGGCCUAUACAGAAGAACGCUGCAGCGGAAACAAAACAAUGUCUCAGUGCGUGUAGGCGGAAAAUUCUUGCGUGAUAAACAUGGAAGAAGCGAAUCAGUGGGUGUUUGUAAGUUAUUUUACAGCCAUGUGAAACUGAAAACGCGGAUGACUGAAGUGUGACUCAUAGCCACUGUCUGUGGGGGAAUCAGAACGCAUUUGUGCGCACCAAGCAACGGCAAGGCGGCAUGUGGUUAGAUGGGGCAGAACAACUCUGUUAGUUGUUGUGCAGCGAUGCUUGUUACAGCUCUGUUGCUGUUUUCUCUGCGUUUCGUGUCCGGAUUUAGUUGUGUCUGCAGUCCGGCCGAGUGCGAGGAACUAAGUGAAGGUGACUGCCCCGGUGGGGGCACCGUCUGGGACCCAUGUGGGUGCUGCCGGGUUUGUGCCCGGGUUGAGAAUGAGCCGUGCGGCGGACCGUAUGGUUUCUAUGGCUCCUGUGCUGAGGGGCUGGAGUGUGUUGUAGCAGCUCAUGCGACGGGCAAACCCGUGUUGGCGGCCAACUCCGAGGGCAUUUGCACACGGAUUCCGGGCAGCGAGGUGCGCUGCGGCGACCCGGUCUGGGUGCUAGGUUGCAACAUGGUGGGACACCACUGCAAGUGUGCCGAGGUCCCUGUGUGUCCGGGCGAGGAGGGCCCCUUCAGCUUCACGAGUCGCGAAGAAUGCGAGAUGAAUCUUGCCGUCAUGUUGGCGCAUGAGCAAUCGGACGCACAACAGCAAGAUCCCGGUGCGAAGUGCAAUGGCACAGCUACCCUUUGCGGCGAGCUCCUCACUACCGAUGAGGCGGCAUGCCCGCCAGACUCCGUUCCCAGCGACCCGAGCGUGGCCGGGAGCCCGUGCGAGUGCGCGCCUGCGCGCUGCAGACAGCCCGUUUGCCGCUUCGGCUCUACCCGUGAACUGCGACGGACAGGCACGAAGCUUCCCGGAGAUUGCUGUGACGUGUACGAGUGCGUGCUGCCCAAAGAUAAAAAUUGCAGUGAUGUCAGGUGUCCGGAGGAAGGGGUCGACUGCCCCUCUGAUAGCUACCGUCUGCCGAAUCACCGUGCCCCUGGGGACUGCUGCUCCCACCCGCAGGGCUGUGAAUGUCUUCCAGGGCCAUGCCCAGAGCCAGACUGUGUUGAUGGCGAGCAUGCCAUAGUGGUACGUCAGGGCACCCAAAGGCCAGGCACCUGCUGUCCACUUUACAAGUGCAUGGAGCAUGAGCUGAAUGACACAUGCAUGCUGGAUGGAGUCAUGUGGAAGAACGGUUCAGUUUGGUGGAAGAAUGAGUGCACACAGUGCAGCUGUAACAAUGGGCUCAGCUUCUGUGCUGAGAGGCCUCUGCAGUGUCCUGAGCUGCCAGCGUCUUGCCGAGUGACUCGGGUUCCACAGGGCAAGUGCUGCCCUGUGUGUGUUGAAGCCGAUCCAGUGGCUGAGAACACCCUACUGCAGUCUGGUGGUUGUGUGUCAUCCACAGGAAAGCUGUAUCAGGAUGGUGGCGAGUGGCAGGAGGACCCCUGCACGACUUGCACAUGCAUCACAGGCAUGAAGAAGUGCCAGGCGCACAUGUGCGUGUUAAGGUGUGAUCAUGCACGCUAUGUCCCUGAUGAGUGCUGUCCUCUUUGUGAUGCGACAUCAGUGGUGACAAUUCCUCCACACUGUCCGGCACUCAGCAACUGUUCUCUGCGAUGCGUGCAUGGCUUCGUGAGGGACGAUGAUGGUUGCUAUACCUGCCAGUGUCAAGCCGAGGAAUGUGUCCUGGAGUGUCCAAGUGGCUACCUGCAAGACAGCCAUGGAAACAAGCUGUGUGAAUGUGUGGUGUCACAUGACUGUCCUGCACUCACAAGCUGUCACAAGAAUUGCUCUCAUGGUUUCCGGCUCAGCAAAGCAGGCUGCGAAGUUUGCAAAUGCAAGGAAUGUCGUCCUCUGAUGGAUUGCAACAAGAACUGCGUGCAUGGGCUGCGUACCAACGAUCGAGGCUGUCCAAUUUGCAAAUGUAAAGCAUCAGCAGAACACGUCCCUGACGUUACAAGAUACAACCAUGUCAUCACAGAAACAGCGUGCAUAUCAGCAGGUGGACAGCAUCACAGCAAUGGAGAAACUUGGUUUGAUGGUUGUCGGCAGUGUUACUGCCACGGCGGAGCAGAGAUGUGCAAUCUCAUCACAUGCCCAGCUCCACUCUGCAAGCAUCCUCUCUUCAAUGAGUCACAUGACUGCUGUCCACGCUGCUCAGAUGAGGGGCGCACCGAGCAUGAGGCCAAGAAACCACAGCAAGUGAUGGUGUGCCAUUCAGUGGAUGGUGUGUAUCGAGUAGAAGGGGAGACAUGGCCUCUAGAUGGCUGCACACAGUGUAUGUGUCACCUGGGACGCGUGCUGUGCGAGGCACAUCGCUGUCCACCCACACCCUGCCCCCAGCCCACCCACCAGCGUGGGCAGUGCUGCGCUAGAUGCCCUCAGCCCGCUGUGAUCCCAUACCCAUCACAUGCCAGAUCCUGUGGUGUGCACCGUCCACAUGGAACUGCCUGGAUAGAAGGUGGCUGUCGCAGUUGUGUGUGUGCGGACGGUCUUGUAACUUGCUUCAAGCAUCACUGCCCAAACCUUACCUGCAGCCGGCCGGUCCUUGCGAAGCAUCAGUGCUGCCCCAUGUGUCUGGAUCAGUCUCCACCGAGAACAUGCACAGCUGGAAAUGCCACGUACCAUGAGGGUGAAGAAUGGCAGGAAGAUGCAUGCACUCACUGUUGGUGCAGCCUUGGCCACAAGACGUGUACACAAAAAGUGUGUUCAGCUUCCUGCAAAAAUCCAGUUAAGAAGCCUGGAAAGUGCUGCCCUUUAUGUUCAGAGGCUGAUGGUACCAGUGGCCAUGCUGAUUUGGUGCCAUCAUCUUCCGGGAACUCGCCUGGGGUCUUCACAGAAUCCACCAUGUACAUCAUCAUCGUGGUGCUGCUGUUUGUCUGCAUUUGCUUGGCACUCUACAUCGGAUACCAAUGUUAUCGCCAAAGGCGACAACUCAGGCUAGACAGCAGCCCAAAAUCAUGUCCGAACCCCGCGUAUGAUGGCUAUGCGCACAGCAAUCCGUAUCCCCCACAGUACACAAGUGGCGAGCGCAAUCCAUUGAAAGUAAGCCCGUGUGAGUACAAAUUUGUUCCUAUGUUUGAGGAGUCCCAGCGGAUCGACAUGUUAAAGGCACCUUCAUUUGGGAAGUAGACAAAGCCAUAUUUGCAUGUGCAUAAAAACGGUUGAACCAUAAGCAAAAUAGUGUGAUAGGAUUACACGUUUGGCCACUUCGUGCCAAGCCAGGCUUACAGGUAAAUUUGUGUGAUGACUGGAGAGCAACUUAUGUGAAAGUUCUGGAGUUCUUGAAUUUUGACUCUAACCUUCCUUAAAGAGAGGGUUUUGUAAGUAAAAGAAAGUUAGUACCUUGUAUACAAAAAUGUGAUCUGUAUUUUUGUGGUAUGCACAUUAUGUUUUUUCAGUUCGUGACUAACAGCAUUUGGUUAUUCCGUAGUCAACGUUCGAGUCCAUGGAUAAACCAGAUAACCUAGUUCCUGUAUAAUAAGUGACUGUUGCAAGAGGGAGUUUGGGCUUAGUGGCCACAUGAGCAGUUUCAUCCCAGCAGGUACACAGUCCCUUAGUGAUGUCUAUAAGGUGCGAAUAUUUGUUCUUUCUCCGAACUACUACUUUUGACCAGAUGUUCUUCUGAGAUGUGAGGUCCAGAUGCUGUGUAGCCUGGUAGGUGGUAGCCAAUGUUCUGACAGGGGCCUCUAAUAUGUCCGAGACAUGACAUCCGCCAGACACUACAGUGUCACAUCCAGGGGUUAUAUUCUUUGGGGGUCACAGAUGACUCCGUAAAUAUUCAGGGUGUUGGAGAAGGGCUCACUGUGAACUGCAGGGUGUGAGGGUGUUAGUUCCUUGUGAUUGUAUUUGAUAAACAGAAUUGCAAUAACAUUCAUAGCUGGAAUUGGUUCCUUAGCUGUUCCCAUGGUCAACUUAACCUGAUACAGGUACAAAAAGUAUAAUGUGCUUGGUCUCCAAAUACUUUUAUGUGUAAUAAUAAUAAUAUUGAUGAUAAAGUGUAUAAUGUUGCAGUAAGAAGAAUGUUGUGUAAUAAUGUUAUAGAAGACCGAAUGACAUUUCUAAAUGUGAUCCACAUGAGAAUGGUUCAAAUUUUGACCUGGUACCCACUUUUCAAAAAGCUAAGGUGCCCAUAAGUGAAUGUGUCUACACUGCUGACACCUACAGUUGCAUGUUGUAAAGCUUUUGCCACCGAAAUGUGAUGGUUGUUAAGUAAGGGCUUCUCAGUGUUCACCUGAUCAACUGGCAUUUGUGGCCACAAGAGAAACGCCCAUUGUGUCUUGGAUGCUCUUGCAUGCAGCAUCAUAACCAGACUGUACUCUUUGAUAAGUCAUUAGGGAACUUCGGACCCCUUCUCUUCAGCAAAGAAUUUGAUUGCAAGCAUGGUAUAUCUUGAGGUGCUACCCAUCACAUGUGUAGGAGAACAUAUGUCAGUGCUGUGAUGCAGAGCUGCGUCACUUGUUUAUGCAGAACGGUGGGGAUAUCCAGCCAGGUUUGAACCAGCUCUGUAAAUGUAAGUGAAGUGGACUACUGGAUUCUAAAUUGACUGUACACACUAGUACAUAAAAUAGAAUUUUUAAUAUGUAUAGAAAAGUAGUAUCAGUGUCUGAUGAUGAAACUAUGUACCUUUUUUAUAUUAAAGUGAUUUAAUUCAUUUAUGAAAUUAAAACUUCCAAAAAAAGUUACUGUGCUAAUGUGUGUUCAGACACUGGUAGAAGAGUAAGUGUGUGCAAUUUGAAUAAAUAUGUUUUUACAUAGGAUGUUGAAUUCCUGUCUUACAUAAUAUAUGUGCAAGGCUUCCUGUUUGUUAACUUGUGCAAGGUCUGUGAUCAUAUAACCAAUUAUGUUGUAGGAAUUAUGUUGCAUGUUCCAAGAAAUUGUGCAGAAUGUUACUGAACAUGAAUUAGCCAUGUACACACAAUGUUUUGAACUAAGUCCUUGUCGUUAAUCAGCUCCCCCUCCUGUCUGCAAAGAAAUUUCAUGUAAUGUGUGCUACUCCUGCAGAAUGUCAUUGUACCACACUUUAAACUGGUAAGCCAAUCAGGUCUGAGGCUUGUAAUGACAUGAGAUGGAAAGAUAGUGAAAUUCUGGAUAUUAUGUUCUCUCUCUUUUAAUUCAUGAAUUAUGUAUGCACUUGAUAUGUAAGCAGUAAAUUAAUAUUUUAUGAUCAGUUUGAAAAGAUUAGAUUGGGAAUGUUUUUGAAGGUCGAGGAAAAAAGUAUUUAAGUUGCCAGUUUAUUACAGUUGUCAAUCUUGAGCCAUUAUAUUUGUAGUGGAAUCCUCUGUAAUCCAUUAGGUUGAAAUUUUGUUGUAAUGUGGAAUGAUUUAAUAGUAAUAUGUGAUUUUAAGAAAGUUUAAAAACUCCCAUAAUUUAGGAAUGUGAUGCGCAAGACAGUGCAUGACACAGUCUAUCAGAAUUCUGAUGUGACUUUGAAAUACAGUGAGGAACAUGCAGUACAAAUACUGGGAUGAUAGCUACCCUGCAGGUCAAGGCAGGAGGGUGUCUUCUGUGUGCUGUAACUUUUUUCAUAUCUCUGUGAUCAAAACAAAGAGUUUGUAUAAGGCAAAGAUUAUACAAAUUCAUUUCUGUUUGUGUUCCUGUGGUCUGCAAAUUGAGUGACAAUUUCAGGAAGGGAAUGUUUCCUUUCAUUACUGGUGGAAUAAAUGGUCACAGAUAAAAGUAGUUUCAAAUGUAUUGUUGGCUAGCAUGCAAGAAUGUUCAUUGUAGGUUGUCAUAUUUUAAGACUUUUUUGUGCACAUCCUUUUUCACCUCUUUCCAUCCCAUUAUGUCUGAGCCUUUCAGUCUGCCACCCAUCCCAAACUGCCUACACCUCAGACCCCUAUGACGGUCUUCUUUCUGUGUGACAUAUUUCCUGACCUGUUUCCCUCGUCUUGAUCUCGGUCUUCCUCUCAGGUGACUUUGUUCCACUCCAUGUCGACAUAUCUGUGAAGCCAAAUCUUGUACAGUAAUUCUCCACUACAUUUGUAAUUGGGUAAAAACAGCUGAGAUGAUGUACAGAGUAUAAGCGUUAGUUUCACUGAUGGUAGUGACCUCUUGUUACAUGAAAUGUGAAUUUGUGUCAUAAUCUGACAACUUCCAGUAUCUUUAUUGAUUAAUCACUGUAAGUGGUUAUUAAAACCAAUGCCACUGUGGUAGUUUGGGACCUGUGAAUAACCAGGUACUCUGAAAAUGUCAUAACUGUUCACAGAGUUGCAAUAAGUAAUACAGUGUCUUCUGUUAGGGACAAUAUUUUAUUGGAUUGCUCCUAUGUGUACGGAAACAUAUCAUAGAAAAUGUAUAACAUGUCACUCGAAUGAGAGACAUCAUAUACCAAAUUUUUAAGUAUUGUCUUUAUAGAGUUUUCCCACAAUGUAUUUUUCUGUUGAUUAGUUUAGAAAGUAACGUAUAUUUAUUUGUAUGUCUAUUUGCAUAUCUUUAUCUUGUAAUAAUUUAUGUGUAUUCCUAUUGAUUUGUUUAGCAGUGGAGAGGAGUGUGUACUUGAUAGUAUCACACCAACAAAUGAUCAUAUUUCACUCUAUAUAUAAAAAGAAAGAUAAGACACCUUUGUAACUCACAUUCCAAAAUAGACUGUCUCUGUAUGUUCACAAUGAAACAAUUACAGGGGAGGGUAUAAUACAGGUUAAUUUUGUAAUUUUUAUUUAUACUUUGAGAUUUUGUAUUACUACCUUCUGUUCUAUUAUGGUCCUCUCAUUUCUUUUUAGACAUUGACUGGAGUGGUGUUGACUUACGCAGUGGCAAUGUUGAAUAGAAACAUUAUUUCAGAGGAUGGCUUAGAAAGAUUGACUUGUGAAAAGGGACAUGAUACCACAGAUAACAGUUGUUUUUUUAUUGUUAGCACAGUUGAAAGAGAGCUUGCAGGUUAAGCAGAGAAGUUGUGCCAUUUUAACUCUGGAAUGUCACAUUCUGCAGUGUUAUUCCCUGUGUUUGUGAACUUCAAGACUCUGUCUAGUUUGUCUGGCUCUUAGGUGUCAUGUCUCAAUAUGUAGUUCUUAUGGCAAAGUACCAUAAUUGUAUUUACAUCACUGUGUUGAAUUUUUAGGUAGCAAGACUUGCUGAAGAAUUUGAGUAAUCUGUUAAAAAUUAUGAUGGUGAUUCAGUUACAAUUAAAAAUAAUACAAAAAUAAUGUAGUACCAAACUUCUUAAGUCAUCUUAUGGAGAAAUUUGUGAAUGCUCUCCCUGCUUCUGGAAUCUGUGUAAGAGUUGUUAAAUUUGAAUGUGUGAAAAUUGAAAGUUAAAUGUGAUACUUCCAAAACAAAAGUAAUGUGUUGAAGUGUAUAUAGAGUAUGUAUUGUAUGUGUGUAAUUAAUGAUUAAAAAGUGUCUAAUUUAUCA